AUGAGUGUCUCGGCAUCGUCACAAGAUAAUAUCAUUCGUCAGAUAAUGACAGCAAAACUGGAAGCAAAAAAUAGCUGUACGUGGAAGAUGGCAAGAGACCCGCCAACUGAAGGUGUCCAUUGUAACCGUACCUGGGAUGGUAUUCUGUGUUGGCCAGACACUCUCGCUAACUCCGUACAUAGGCUGCCUUGCCCGAUCUACCUUACCGACACUACGACAAGAGUAGACAUGUAUGCUUCCAAGAGCUGUGAGGCAGAUGGAAUAUGGUAUAGCGCUGAAAACAACGAAACAUGGACCAACUACACGAUGUGUAGAGCUGCAGAUGAAGAUAACAGCAUCUAUGAGAAGAUCUACCAGUCUCUUCAAAUUGUAUACAGUAUUGGAUACUCUCUCUCGUUAAUUUCACUCGUCGUUGCCAUGGGAAUAUUCCUUUACUUCAGGUAA
Molecule: messenger RNA, 444 nt
Organism: Strongylocentrotus purpuratus (purple sea urchin)
Lineage: Eukaryota; Metazoa; Echinodermata; Echinoidea; Camarodonta; Strongylocentrotidae
Product: calcitonin gene-related peptide type 1 receptor-like
Exons: 4
Coding region: 1-444 (147 amino acids)
Biological process (GO): adenylate cyclase-modulating G protein-coupled receptor signaling pathway
Cellular component (GO): plasma membrane
Molecular function (GO): peptide hormone binding; G protein-coupled peptide receptor activity
Source: RefSeq, a predicted model, not a curated record